Messenger RNA from Chenopodium quinoa (quinoa), 953 nucleotides. RefSeq lists its product as uncharacterized. Lineage: Eukaryota; Viridiplantae; Streptophyta; Magnoliopsida; Caryophyllales; Amaranthaceae. The coding region runs from base 332 to 799 and encodes 155 amino acids. The transcript has 2 exons. The record is from RefSeq and is a predicted model, not a curated record.
UGCAAUUGGAUAGUAAUCGGUCCUAUUUAGGUGAAUUAGGGAUAGUAAUUAAAAACUUUUUUUUUAGGGGUAGUAAUUCACAAACGGUUUUUGAGAUAGUAAAUUAACAAAAUUUCCAAAAAAAAAAAAAAAACAAAACCCUCCGUUUUUCCCUAUUUUGAUAUUUCCUCGAUUUGAGGCUUCAGCCUUUCACUUAUAUUUUCCCUCAUAAUAUCAAGCGUACUGCCGUACUUGAAUUCCCCAUUGAAGCGGCUUCUGAGCUUUCUCGCCUCCAUUAAAGCGGCUUCUGAGGAUAGUUGAUUGAUAAUCUACUGCAUACUGCCUAUAGAAAAUGCCUAAAAAGAAGUCUUCAAAGGUGUCCAAUACUCCAAAAGAAGAACCUGAUACUCAACUAGUUAAACUAUCUGGUAACUCAAAAAAGGCCAACGAAAGUGAUAUGCCUAAAAAGAAGUCUUCAAAGGCCUCCAAUGCUCCAAAAGAACUUGAUGCUCAACAAGAAAAACCAUCUGCUGGUUUAAAAAAGGCCGACGAAAUUGAUAUUAUCUUUGCAAGCCGAAAGAGGAAGAAGGCUGAGCAAGGAAAGGCUGAAAGAACUAGCAACACAAAUGAAAAAUCGAAGAAAAUAAAGAAAAAGAUGAAGAGAAGCCUAAAAGAAAAUGAAGCUUUGAACCCUGACUCCAAGCCUAGAAGGAGAACAAAUGACGGACUUGCUAUUUACUCAGAAGAAGAGCUGAGACUUAACAGUCAAGACGGUGGUAACACUGGAGAAUGCCCUUUUGAUUGUUCUUGUUGCUUUUAAGAUCAUACUCCUAGGAAUUUAUUUAUGGUUGUUAUGCUCUUAGUAGAGAUUUUUCAAACAUGGCAGUGUGAUCCACCUUUGCAUUCUGCUUGUCAAACCCAGUAAAACUCAUUUGACAUCUGUACAGGCAAUUUUGAUGCAGUAUUGUUUUGCA